AUGGUUUUGCCUUUCGUUAUCGGUUGUGGUCUCGCCCUCUCAGCAACUUUUGUUCUUUGGAAAGGUUCUAAAAAGAUCGACGAUAUUCGACACGAUGUCAAGGAUACCGUAAAAACUGCUGCAGAUAUUGCGACUGAUGUCCGACUUGAUGCACUUAAUAUUGUCACGAGGUUUGCGCUUACGAUCGGUCAUAUUGCACAUAACUUAACUAAGAACAUGGAUGAACUCACUUAUGGUUGUCUUGAAUCUCUUACAAUGCUAACAAAUCGUAUUGAUACUAGUAUUCGAAAAACAGUGAUGAUGGAUGCAAAUAAACCUUUAAUACAACAACAGUUGAUUCCAAAGAGAUUAACAUAUAAACCAUGUGCUGUUGUUAUGGGAAGAACAGGGGCUGGAAAAACUACAUUAAUUAAUUCACUUUGUAGAACACAACAUGCAGCAGGUGAAGGAGCAGGAAGCGUUACUCGAAAUCUUUUUCGUAAUGAUGUUCGCUAUGGUGAAAAUACAUUUUCUUUAAUUGAUACACCUGGAACUGAUAGUUCAACUGAAACAUAUAAGCACGCUUUUCUAUUAAGAGAAGCUUUAACAGCAACUAAAAUUAAUACCAUUUUUAUCGUUAUUAAAUAUGAUAAUCGAUUUGAUAAAAUGAUUGAAAAUUAUUUUGAAGUCGAACAACCAGUCUAUAAUUAUAGUAAGAAAAUUAUCGUGAUGAUUUCUCAUUGGGAUCAAUCAAAAAAUCCACAGAACACUUAUAAAGAAAUUUGUGAAUUAUUUCAAGAUGAAUGUACAAAUGUGGCUAAUUUAAUUUUUUAUUCGGAACAAAAUUUUAAAACAGAAGUAGCAAAUUUAAUGUAUAGUUGUAUGUCCAACAUGAACGAAGAAAAAUUACAUAUAAAAGACGAAGAUUUCUUUUUAAGAUUUAACAUAUAUGAAAUGAAAAGUCGGAUAAAAGUUUCAUUUGGACAAUAUAAAAAAAAAGCAAAUCUACUUGUGCAAGAAUAUACAGAUUUGAUUAAUUCUGUUAGAUCUGAAUCUGUUGAAGAUAAAGAUGAAGCAUUACAUAUGACCAUAGUCAAGUUUAGAGAUGAAAUGGAAACACUUUUACAAGACUUUCAACAACAACACGUUGGUACAAUGGAAGAAUUAGAUUACUAUGCAUUUUCCAUUAAAAUGGAAAAAGAAAAUCUUGAAAAUUGUGAUAAAUUUGUUGAAAAAGUUGUACCAUUAAUGUCUUAUAGUUUAACUGAUAAUCAAGAUCCGAGAAAUCUAAUCAAAAGAUGUCCACAUUGUAAAUUAAUUUGGUUCAAAACGGAAGGUUGUGACGGUCUGACAACUUGCGGUAACAACAAAUUUUCAAGGCCUAAAGACGUCAGUGACAAAGCCUUUUGGAAAUAUCAGUUGGAACGAAUAGGUGGAAAGCUUCAAUUUGUAAAAAAUUCGACAGAUAAAAAUAUUUUUAAAGAAAUGACUAAUGAUGCCGAAGAAGAUUUUGAAGAAAAUGUUCAAAAACAUUUUGAUACAGAUAUUCAAAAUGUGGAACCAAACUUAGAAGAACUGGCUGUCCUUCGUGAAAGACCAAUGAAACAAUUAAAACAAAUGUUUCGAUCAUUCUUCGUAGAUAUCACCGAACAAAGCACUGAAAAUAUCAACGAGCUCGUCGGUAGAAAUUCCAAAGGAGUGGGUUGUGGUAAAGAAUUUAAAUGGAGUGCGCUACCAAAAAUAGAAGAUGAUCUAAUUCUUGAAUUAUUCAAAGUAAAAACGAUUGAUCAGGCUAAACAAUUAAUUCAAGCUGGAAAUUUCAAAGAAGCCAGACAUAAUUAUGAGUAUAGUAUUGAUCAGACUUUCUAUUUUUGA
This is a messenger RNA of Adineta steineri, 1854 nucleotides long. The record is from the annotation of a GenBank genome assembly. Lineage: Eukaryota; Metazoa; Rotifera; Eurotatoria; Adinetida; Adinetidae.